GGCGGGCGGUCCCGGCCAGCGGCGGGAGCGGCGCGGACUCACCGGCGAUACCGGAGCCGAGCGGGGCGGCCGCCGCCGGGCACGUGAGCAGGCGGGCAGCGGGCGGGCGUGCUCUCGCGAGCGCGGCGAGGCGCGCGCGGGGCUCGCGCAGCCGCCUCAGUCCCUCUCUCCCUCUCUCAGUCCCGCUGUCCGUCCGUCCGUCCCCUUCCUCCGCCGCUGGCGCCGCACCGAGCGGGAGGCGCCGCCGCCGCGUUCCGUCCCCGCCGGCCCGCAGAAUUGUCUGGUGUUUCUCAGCUUGAAGAAGAUCUGCAGUCAUUAUUGAUCCUCUUUCUUGGCGUUACCGUUUUUGAAGUGAAGUUUGCCUAGCUUUCUAGUGUGAGCUCUCUUUGCAGCCAUCUUAAAAAAAAAAAAAAAACUAAACAAAAAGAAUUUUUUUGAUCCAUAAAGUAGACAAGCUCUAGUUCUACAAUGUCCAAGUCAUUCCAGCAGUCAUCUCUGAGUAGGGAUUCACAAGGUCAUGGGCGUGACCUCUCUGCAGGAAUAGGCCUUCUUGCUGCUGCUACCCAGUCUUUAAAUAUGCCAGCAUCUCUUGGAAGGAUGAACCAGGGUACUGCACGCCUUGCUAGCUUAAUGAAUCUUGGAAUGAGUUCUUCAUUGAACCAACAAGGAUCUCAUAGUGCACUGUCUUCUGGUAGUACCUCUUCCCAUAAUUUGCAGUCUAUAUUUAACAUUGGAAGUAGAGGUCCGCUCCCUUUGUCUUCUCAGCACCGUGGAGAUGCAGACCAGGCCACAAACAUUUUGGCCAGCUUUGGUCUGUCUGCUAGAGACUUAGAUGAACUGAGUCGCUAUCCCGAGGACAAGAUCACUCCUGAAAACUUGCCUCAGAUCCUUCUACAACUUAAAAGGAGGAGAGCUGAAGAAGGUUAUGGUAGAGAUGGCAGAUCAUCCACACGGGAACCACCAUACAGAGUACCUAGGGAUGAUUGGGAAGAAAAAAGGCAUUUUAGAAGAGAUAGCUUUGAUGAUCGUGGUCCUAGUCUCAACCCAGUGGUUGACUAUGACCAUGGAAGUCGUUCUCAAGAAUCUGGUUAUUAUGACAGAAUGGAUUAUGAAGAUGACAGAUUGAGAGAUGGAGAAAGGUGUAGGGAUGAAUCUUUUUAUGGUGAGACUUCGCAUAACUAUCAUAAAUUUGACAGUGAGUAUGACAGAAUGGGUCGUGGUCCUGGUCCCGAGAGAUCUCUCUUUGAGAAAAAGAGAGGUGCUCCUCCAAAUAGCAAUAUUGAAGACUUCCAUGGAUUCUUACCGAAGGGUUAUCCCCAUCUGUGCUCUAUAUGUGAUAUGCCAGUUCAUUCUAAUAAGGAGUGGAACCAUCACAUCAAUGGAGCGACUCACAGCCGCCGCUGUCAGCUGCUGCUCGAAAUAUACCCAGAAUGGAAUCCUGACAGUGAUUCAGGACAUGGAAUGGGUGAUCCCUUUAUGCUGCAGCAAUCUACAAACCCUGCACCAGGAAUUUUGGGACCACCACCACCUCCAUUCCACCUUGGAGGACCUCCUGUUGGGCCCAGAGGAGAUUUUUCUAUCUGUCUUCUGAGUAGCUACGUAUUGGUGGAGCUUUCUGGAGCUGGAAAUGGAAAUAUGCAAGGACCCAGACACAUGCAGAAGGGCAGAGUGGAAACAAGCAGAGUUGUGCACAUCAUGGAUUUCCAGAGGGGGAAGAACCUGAGAUACCAGCUGCUUCAGCUUGUUGAACCUUUUGGGAUAAUCACAAAUCACCUGAUUCUAAACAAAAUCAAUGAGGCAUUUAUUGAAAUGUCAACCACUGAAGAUGCCCAGGCUGCAGUGGAGUAUUAUUCAACAACACCUGCCCUGGUGUUUGGUAAACCAGUCAGAGUCCACUUGUCACAGAAAUACAAGAGAAUAAAGAAACCUGAGGGUAAACCUGACCAAAAGACUGAGCCACCAAAACCAGAACUUGGUCGUGUGAUCCACCUGAGCAAUUUGCCCCACUCGGGCUACUCUGACAACGCCGUGCUCAAACUGGCCGAGCCCUACGGGAAGAUCAAGAACUACAUCCUCAUGAGAAUGAAGAGCCAGGCCUUUAUUGAGAUGGAAACCAGAGAAGAUGCUUUGGCCAUGGUUGAACAUUGUGCCAACAAAGCGCUUUGGUUCCAAGGCAGAUGUGUGAAAGUGGAUUUAUCUGAAAAGUACAAGAAACUGGUGUUAAGGAUUCCCAACAAAGGAGUUGAACUGCUGAAAAAGGAUAAAACCAGAAAGAGAACAUAUUCCCCAGACAGCAAAGAUUCUCCCAGUGAUAAGAAGUCCAAAACAGAACCUGCUCAGAAACCUGAAAGUGGCAAUACAGAAGAAAAAGCGAAAGAGGAGAAACAGGAGGAUGCUGCUGAGCCUUCAGGUGCCAAAAGUGGGGAGCAGACAGAGCAAGAUGAGCCCAGUUUACUCCUGGAGUCUGAAGAUGAGCUGCUGGUGGAUGAGGAGGAGGCAGCAGCACUGUUAGAAAGUGGCAGCUCAGCAGGAGAGGAUGCAGAUGUUGCCAAUUUAGCUGAUGUGGCUACUGAAGAAAAAAAGGACACACCUGAUGAUGCAACUGUAAAAACAGAAGGGAAUGUUGCAGUCACUCCAGCAGCCAAGAAAAAGCUUAAAAAGCGCUACGUGGGCGGCUUCCCGCGCAGCAUGGAGGGCUUCGUCACCCUGGACGAGGUGGGCGACGAGGAGGACUCCGACCACCAGAAGCUGCGCAAGUCCGGGCUGGCAGCCAAGGCCGCGGGCAAGAGCGAGGACAGCCUGGCAGAGAUCAAGGUGGACAAGAUUGAGGAGCCAGAGCAGGAGAGUGAAACAUUAGAAAACGGAACGAAAAGCGAAGAGAACGCCAAGGCUGAAAGUGUGGAAGCUUCUGAUGCUUCGACAGCACAGGAUACUGAGAAAAACACCCAGGAAAACACAGACCCCCAGGCCGAGCAGGAAACAAAGAGUGUUCUGGAGAAACCUCUUGUCCCAGAUGAGUUCAGGAUUGGGCCAUACCAGCCAAACAUUCCUGUUGGUGUGAAUUAUGUGGUACCCAAAACAGGGUUUUAUUGCAAAUUGUGUUCCCUGUUCUACACAAAUGAAGAUGUUGCAAAAAAGACCCAUUGCAGCAGCCUUCCUCAUUAUCAAAAGUUGAAGAAAAUUCUGGAUAAAAUGGCAGAAGACUUCAGGCAAAAGAAAGAAGGUUAAAAAGAAGGAUGUAAGGAAAGCGUGGCUUUGUUUUUAAUGUUAAUCUUUUUUAAAAGCAGUACAAGUAGUAGAUGGAAAUACUGUAUUCUUUUUUGUUUUAGUGAGAUACAGUAGGCAUUAUAGGUCUGUUCAUGUGUUAAAUGUUGUAGCAAAAAAGCAUAUGCAGUUAAGUUAAUGACAACAGUUUGUUCUUAAUGUGAGAAUGGCAACAACCUUUCAUUUGACACUUCAAGCUAUUACAGAAAAAGAAAUCCUGCACCCUUGUGGAAAGCUCAUCUAUGAGAAGAAAACUGCGUUUAAAUGAAACUUGCUACUUUCAAGCUUCAGAAAUUGUCUUUCAAUUCCAUUCUGAAUAAAAAAUGAAAAGUAAUACUGUAUUUUUAUUUUAUCUAGAACAUUCCGUAUUUUGGUCUGAGCCUAGCAGCUGUUUAAUUUUGAGUGUAAGGCUGUCAUUGCAUUUCACUUUGGAAAAGUCGUUAAAUGUAAGUUGCAUUUUUAAAUGUUGAAUUGCAGUUUCUUUUAAUGUCACUGCUGUUAUCUAUAGCAAAUAGGAAAAUUAGUGAUUAGUCAGCUUUACAACUUUGUGAUUUUUUUUUCCUAAGCUCUUGCUAGACUUUCCUAUUCAGCUAUUCCGUGUAUUUUAGUGAGAAGUAAAUGCCCAUUCUCUGACCAGUAUUAUUUCCUCGAGCUCUUCCUGCUUUUACUUGAAUCUCGUCGCUGUCGUACAUCUCUGGUAUAUCAAAAGCAGCAUUUGAGUCCUAAAGGGACAAAGGUAUCUUUAUAUUCUUCACAUGGAAGUUUUCAUACCUGCAUUUUAACACCAUUUUUUGUUAAAGCCCGGUUUUGUCAAGACUCUUUAGAACUGUGCACUUAAUGUACCUGCACAUGUGAGAUGUGAACAGGAAUUUGCAUGUGUAACCUGUGUUUAUCUGUAGUUUUUGUUAUUUACUGCUUAUUUGUGACUUCAGGUUACUAAAGUGAUUCCCAAUAAACAAAGCUAGACCACA
Messenger RNA from Passer domesticus (house sparrow), 4235 nucleotides. It is a transcript of the gene MATR3, whose product is annotated as matrin 3. Lineage: Eukaryota; Metazoa; Chordata; Aves; Passeriformes; Passeridae. The record is from RefSeq and is a predicted model, not a curated record. Gene Ontology annotation, molecular function: RNA binding; zinc ion binding. The transcript is spliced from 16 exons. Gene Ontology annotation, cellular component: nucleus. The coding region runs from base 469 to 3228 and encodes 919 amino acids.